CCAGUACUACGACAAAAAUGGGURCUAGCCGAAGAUCUCGCAACGUUCAUCAUCAAUCUCGUCACUUACCAGACGARAACAAAAGUCGAACCAAAGUUACUUCUUCGACGAUAAUUGAUACAGCCCAAGCAAACUUGGACUUCAAUACGGCUCUUCAGGAAGUAGACGGUGAUGGGGGAAAGCAAAUCACAAUAGUUCUCUUGAUAGUGAUUAUUCCGGUCAUUCUUGCUUUGGUCCUUGGGAUCGCUGCUGGUAUGACGAUUUCUAUCCAUUACUUUGAAAACCAAAAUCCAACAGCUUUGUUCGGCGGAAUGAGGAUCAAUUCUCGUGAGAGUACUCUGUUGUACUCUAGAACAUCUGAUGUACAUCAAAAAGUAACGACAUCAGACCCUAUGAUCGCUUCAAGUAAUGUUGUACAGAGAGACGGAAAUCUUGACUUGGGGAAAGUUGUCACAGCUACUGCUACAGGUCAGUUGAAUGUUUUGGUAGUUGUGGACGAGGUUGCACCUCUUCGGUCCGAUCAGCCACUUCAAAAUUCUCAUGACAAUGCCAAUGACCAAAGAUACAAUGAGCAGUUCUUUCAAGGAGCGAAAAAAAUCAAAGCAGGUAACUCGUUGACGAUGGAGCAAGCUGAACUCAUAGCUCCCGGGUAUGGCCAAUGGGAGGCCUCUCAACCGAAAAUCGAAUUACGAGAACCAUCAAUCCUGCCAUCAUUAUGCAGUGAUGGCGAGACACUAGGUUUCGAUAGUUGGACUACCCUACGAGCUGCUGUACAUGAGGCGAAUUCUAUUUCUGCAGAUCGGUUUAUGAAAUGGAACGAGUAUUUCGCCACGAACUCCUUUACAGCCUUCCAAGAUGACCGUUUGUACUACGAGGAAGACAUUGUAUUUUCAAUAUGCCCAGGAGCUACAUUGCGAGGCCGGAAGGGAGGCAUUUUUAUAAAUGCAGAAAAUGUUGUCUUGGAAUGUGAAAGAGGUUGCGUUAUUGAUGUUGGAGGGACCCACCUUGCCUUCGGAGCAAAUGCAAAAAAUGUACUGGUKAGAGGUAUCACUUUCCGGAGAGCUAGUACAAGCAGUUUAACGUUUUACCACGAUGGAGCCGAAGCGACAUUCGAAGAUUGCUCGUGGGUAAAUGAUAGUGGUAUAAGUAACUACUACGGCUCCAUUGCAAAUGUGAACUCGACAAGUAUCGUCAAUUUUUAUCGAUGCGAAAUCGGAUUGGGGAAAAAACAAAUCGCGAUGGGGACCACGUCUGCAUCAACCAAUUCACUUUCAAUACGGGUUUGACCGAAACCUGAAGUCGAACAUAAUAUUCUUAAUUUCGCUGUGUUCGACCAUUUUCUUGGCGCCUGCUUUUCCAUAAAAUCUCCGUAUGUAUACUAUUAUUUUCCUGUCUUGGUCAACUUCGCAGUUUCGAUAUGAACUAAUUUACGAUCCAACCAGGACGAGUACUACGUCACUGAAAAGACUCAAGGUGUCAAAAUCUGAAUAGAAGUUGGUGGAGCAAUUUGUACUUGCAACACAAGUACUACUUCUGUUGUUCCUUCUCAGACGAUGUGAACUCUGACUUCUGUUUUUCGUUAUUUUAUCAUCAACCAAAGAAAAUGCCUGCAAGGUAGCCCACAAAUGAGCCAGUUAUCCCCAAUGGAAAGCGGAUUCCAACGUUGCUUUGUUGAGAUAUAUCCGUCGUUCAUUCCCCACAUCGAUUAUCUAGUUGUUACUUCCAAGAAUCAUGAUUUCGAAAGAAACCAYGGCCAUUCCCAUUUGAUGUCCAGAGGAUCAACCCAAAAGAGAAAUAUAGUUUUUACUAUGACAUCCUUUCUUCCYGAUGGGAAGGAAACAUUUCAUCGGUACGCAACAGAACUCUGAGUAUCAUUUUUUGGAGGGAUCAAUUCAUUUUAUUUCACCAAUUGUUGAUCACGAUUUCACCGGGUUGAUCUAGUCUCCAUCUGUAUCUGUAUCAUUUGAAUUAAUUUCCUCGGCCUCGCUUAUGAGCUCUGCAGAAAUCUCCUCAAAGUUUGGUCGUUCACUGAUAUCCGCGCUCCAGCUGAGGCUUAUGAUUCUAGAUAUGCGAGUUGACCAAGUUGAAAAUAGUUUUGGUCUGUAGCCUCGACCGCAGACUCGAUCAAUKAUCAUCAGCUCAGUGUACAAAGCAAAAGGAGGUUCCAACGCAAGAAUAUUCCACAUUAUCAUUGCCCAACUGUAAACAUCAGUUUUUUGAUUGUAUGGUUUGCCCUUCACGUUCUCGGGUGACAUGUAACGGAUGGAUCCAGUGCAUCCAGUCAUAUUAUAAAGACCAUCUUCGUUUCGUUCAUCAUCUCUCAACUCUUUUGCAAGCCCAAAAUCAAAAAUUUUCAACACUCCGUCGUAAGUAAAUCCAAUGUUAUCGGGUUUCUAAAAUUUACCGUACAUUUAUCAUGAAAAUGGAAAGACAUGCGAACCAAAGUUGGUUAGUAAAGUAUUUCACCAAAACUUCCGGUGUGCCGUAGCCUAAAUCACGAAUCCUAAGUCUUACCAAAUCUCUAAAUACUAUAUUCCUCCGAUGCAAAUAUUUCAUCCCUGCUACGAGAUUACAUGCAGCUGAUAUUCGUUCUGAUUGCAACCUUCUCGCUUUCUUUUUGCUUCCAGUAAAGACACCUGUGAUACCCUUGCAUUGGCGAUCCAUGUCCAUCCAGCCCUUGACUCUCCGCCCUAAUGUUUCGUUGACCUUCUCGAGCAUGAUAAAGUAACCAUCCGAAAAUGCAUCGUUCGAGGAUAUUCCUUUCAAACAGAUAAUAUUUUCAUGGUCAAGUGAAGCUAAGAAUCUUGUUUCCAUCGCUAGAUCAACAGUUCCUUUCAAGAAAUUGAUCUUAUCUGCUCGUUUUAAAUCAGGGGAAAGUUGCUUYAMAACAUAUCCAUAUCGAGCACGGUUACCGGUGCCAUUCAGUUGCCUAGUUGGGCGACAUUUACCGUCUUGGUUACUUCUAUCAGUAGAUGAUGAAUAACUACCAGAUGUUGAUCUAGAUCCAUUGCAACUGCCAUUCAUUCUCUUCCGUCUCCCCAAGAUUUUUCGACCAAAAUAUCCYAAACGAAUGCCGACCUUCUCGGUAGAUUUCUUGUUUCCUUCGGGCAGGGAAGUAGAAUACGAACAUUCCUGGACAACGCAAAACGCUCCUCUCCCUACAACCCGGCCUACAACAACGUCUCGCUCGUUGAUUAUCAAUAAGCCCAUGCCACAGCC
Molecule: messenger RNA, 3219 nt
Organism: Pseudo-nitzschia multistriata
Lineage: Eukaryota; Bacillariophyta; Bacillariophyceae; Bacillariales; Bacillariaceae
Source: the annotation of a GenBank genome assembly